AUGCUGGUGACCUAUUUGGAAGCCAGCCGGGACCUUUGCGAGACGGACUCAAUUCUCUUUGGCGCCGCGCUGGCAGUCUGCCGUAUUAUAGGCGCCAAGGUUUCCACGGCUGGACGCGCUACUGGCCAUAGUAGCGCUAUCCCAGCAUGGAGAACAAGAAUUGAAGAACGUAUCGCAAAGGCUAGAGCCCUCAUCGGCAGACUGAUAUGCUUCAGGUCAGGCAACACCAGGCCAAGGAUUGUGCGCACCGUCAGGAUGGCGUUUGCUGGGACAAAUGUCAAUUUGUCCCAGCCGGAUAUAAUGCAAAAACUGACGGAGCGCAUAGACGAUCCUGAAGCAGAGAAUCGCUGCUUGGGGAAAACGAUUCGGCGAUAUACCGAGAGGUCGACACGGUUCAACCAGAAUCGUCUCUUCCAGAGUGAUCAGAAGAGGCUCUAUAAAUCAUUGGAGCGACCAAUGGUAAGUGGAACGGGCCCAGCACCGAAUCAGGCCGACACUGUCGCAUUCUGGCGCGGCCUGUGGUCAGAGCCCGUAAACCACAGCGAGGGCCCUUGGACGGAAGUUGUGGCGAGUCAGUGUGCGGGUAUUACGCCCAUGGACCCCGUCACCAUAACGCCGGAUGACGUAGCUGAGGCGGUCCGUAGGGCCCCGAACUGGAAAAGUCCGGGGCUCGACGGGCUGCAUCACUACUGGCUGAAGGGGUUCGUGGUGUGUCACUCUGUGCUCGCCCGACAGUUUCAAGAGGCUCUCAACCAGAAGUCGCUCCCGAGCCUCUUCACUACUGGGAUCACCCAUUUGGUUCCUAAAGGCCAGGACGAUGAUGAAAUGGUCUCCCACGAACUAGAGCAAAUGAGGAGUAUAUUGGAAGAGGCGAUUUUGGAAACGCGCAGCAUGCCUCUCGAAAAUCGCCCGCGACUUCCCCGCAUACCCCUAAGCAAGCGAAAUCGGGCUGUCGUGAGGGCUCUUAACCCAAUGCUGGUAACCUAUUUGGAAGCCAGCCGGGACCUUUGCGAGACGGACUCAGUUCUUUUUGGCGCCGCAGUGGCAGCUUGCCGUAUUAUUGGCGCCAAACUUCCCAUGGCUGGACGCGCUACUAAACAAAGUAGCGCCAUCCCAGCCUGGAGAAAAAGAAUUGAGGACCGUGUCGCAAAGGCAAGGACCCUUAUCGGCAGACUGAUAAGCUUCAGGUCGGGUAAUAAUAGACCGAGGGUUGUGCGCACCGUUAGAAUAGCGUUUGCUGGGACAAAUAUCAGUUUGUCCCAGCCGGAUAUUACGCAGAAACUAACGGAGCGCAUAGACGACCUGAAGCAAAAAGAUUGCUGCUUGGGGGAAGCGGAUUCGCCGAUUUACCGAGAGUCAAGGCGGUUCAACCAGAAUCGUCUCUUCCAGAGUGAUCAGAAGAGGCUCUACAAAUCAUUGGAGCGACCAGAGGUAUGUGGAGCGGGCCCAGGACCGGAUCAGGCUAACACUGUCGCAUUUUGGCGUGGCCUGUGGUCAGAGCCCGUAAACCACAGCGAGGGCCCUUGGACGGAAGUUGUGGCGAGUCAGUGUGCGAGUAUUACGCCCAUGGACCCCGUCAUCAUAACGCCGGAUGACGUAGCUGAGGCGGUCCGUAGAGCCCCGAACUGGAAAAGUCCGGGACUCGACGGACUGCAUCACUACUGGCUGAAGGGGUUCAUGGUGUGUCACGCUGUGCUCGCCGUCAGUUUCAAGAGGCUCUCAACCACAAGUCGCUCCCUAGCCUCUUCACUACUGGGAUCACUCAUUUGGUUCCUAAAGACCAGGUUACCACAGACCCGAGCAGAUACCGCUCCAUUAGGUGUCUACCCACCAUAUAUAAGACACUGA
Messenger RNA from Parnassius apollo (apollo), 1848 nucleotides. The record is from the annotation of a GenBank genome assembly. Lineage: Eukaryota; Metazoa; Arthropoda; Insecta; Lepidoptera; Papilionidae.